This is a messenger RNA of Mytilus trossulus (common blue mussel), 1418 nucleotides long. RefSeq lists its product as uncharacterized. The transcript is spliced from 7 exons. The record is from RefSeq and is a predicted model, not a curated record. Lineage: Eukaryota; Metazoa; Mollusca; Bivalvia; Mytilida; Mytilidae. Bases 103 to 720 code for a protein of 205 amino acids.
AAUAAACUUAUUCUACACGUACUUAUCUAUGACAGUUGUUAUCCAUUCGUUCGAUGUGAAAUUAGUGAUUUUCUGGAUUUUACUGUCGGAGUUUGGAAAAUAAUGUUCCUAAUCAAUCAAAAAGGUGGCACUACGAAAGAGAGACUGGGUGCCAGUAUUAAACGACGUGGUGCUAUACAGAUACUACUUGGUCUUGGCUGUUUGAUUGCAGGUUUUGUUUCCAUUGGAAUAGACAGAAAACAGUUCGACAAGCCAGUAAGAGAAAGCGUCGAAGAAGGAAGUGUGACAAAUGGCACUUCCUUUGACGUGAAAUAUGUUGUUCUUGGACUAGAUGCUGGUGCGGUAGUUUCUGCUAUUUGGGUCUUAAUCACAGGUGCAGUGCCAGCUUAUAUGGCAAGGAAUACUGAUUACAAUGUGAUUAAAACGAAAGUGGCUUUCAUGGUAUUCAGCAUCAUGGCUGCAGCAUUGUUUGUACCAAUCAUGACCGGAGCUGCCAUUGCCACCUAUGUGAUCCGUAAAAGUCACCAGGGAUUAACAGUUGCGUUAGGUGUGAUGUCUCUUCUAGAGUUCAUUGUUGCCAUUCAAUCAUCAGUCUUCUGCUGUACGUCACCAUGGGCUGCUUGCAAAAUGGCGAAAAAAGAUAAAGAACAGAAAGAAAUAGAAAAUGGCAACUAUGAAAAACAGAUGUCAAAAGAAGAACUUCCAGAAUAUACCCCUUAGAUACCUUAAAAUUUAACACAGGACUACAUGCAGAUUGCCAAAAUUCCAUACAAUUUGUUUAAGCUUUAAAUAGUUUAUUCCCACCUUCGUGAAAAUGUGUAUGCUUUCAGUACUAUAUUGAACGAACAUCAAAAUAUUAUGAUAUAUAUGAUAUCAAUACAUAUUUAUUAUAAACAUCUUUAUAUGACAUUAGAACUGUUAAUUCUAAAACACGACGAUUAGGUGACACAUAACUUCAUUGCAAACAGAAAAUACCUUGUUUUUCCAAUAGUCAAUAGCAAAAUAUUUUAACUUUUGAUGUAAAAAAAUUAGCUGAUGUUUUACUAAAAACAUAUUAUAGAAAACCUUGAUAUGUUAUCAGUAUGCACCUAAAAUCAUUAAAUUCAAAUUCCACAGAACAAACAUGCAUGUUCAUGUGUGUCUUUCUUGUUUUUCCUUUAUUGGUUUGUUACAAAUGAAUCCGUUAUUUUUCCGUUUGAAAUUAUUAAAAUAUUUUCAAGUCGGGGGCAUUUAUUAACGACAAUACAGUAAAGGAUAAUACUCAUUUUGAAGGUCUUACGGUUGCCUUUAAUCGCUAGAUUCCAUAAUUUGUUAAAUAGUUGUCUCAUUGGCAAGCAUACCACAUCUCCAUAUUAUCAUGUUUCAUCUAAAGUGUACAAUGUACAUUGAAAUUGGGUAUGCAUUCAUCAAGAUCUUUC